AUGUCGGCGCCCGGAGGAGGAGGACAACCGCCAAUGACGCCGCAACAACAGGUUUGAUCUCCCAACCUCGGCGCCUUUUAUUGAUUUCGUUUUUCAGCUAAUGUUGCGCCAACAGCAAAUGCUGCGACAACAACAGCACAAUCUCGAGAUUCAGCGGCAGCAACAAUUUCAGCAGCAACAACAGCAAUUGCAUCACAUGCAACAACAGCAACAGCCGUUCCAACGGGCUCUCACGCCGCAACAGCUUCAGCAACAGGGCGGAUCCCCGGCCGCCCAUCUUCAGAUGCACCAGCACCUUCAGGCACGGUCCCCGAUGGUCCAGGCGGGACCGGGAUCGGUGCCCGCCAACCCGAGCACUCCGCAGAUGAUGCAGCAGCAGAUGGGCAUGAAUGUAACUGCCUCUCUGGCUAUCUCAUCUUUAUCUUUGCUUCUUUUCAGCAGCCAAUGUCUCUGCCAGCUCCGCAUGUCUCCCGUCCGGCUUCAGUGGCUCCGCCAGCCUCAGUCCCUGCAAAUGUACUUCAUUCGGCCGGCGGUCCGCCGAGCAAUCAUCAGAUGGAUCAGCAGAUGGGCGGACAGCAGCCGGCACAGCAGUAUCCGAUGCACUUGCAGCCGCAGAAGACCCCGUCCCGUCCUGGAUCGCAAGCCAGUCAGCAUUUGAAUGUUAGCGGAGGGUCUGGAGGGCCUCCGGGUGGACCACAGUCCGUUCAGCAGCCGGGAAGCAUCCAGAGACCCGGAUCGGUUAGUGAAGAGCAGGCCACUUGCAAUAUUCCGAUGGGUUAGACUUAAAGUAUUUUGGAGCCAAGUUUUAGACCGAUCGGAUCAUUUACUCGGGAGGCGUCUGCAAAGUUUGAUCCCAUCGGAAUAUUGCAAAUUGUCCGAAAGUCUAGACCCAGACACCCCCAUAUGGUUCUUCUUUAGGUCCUUGCUCCUGGCUCCGUUCAACCACCGGGAUCGCACGGCCCUCCGGCCUCCCACGGACCGCCUCCAUCCCAUGGACCGCCAGCCUCUCAUGGACCUCAGCCGCAAUCUAUCCAGCCUUACGGUCCCAGCUCGGUCCAACCACCGGGAUCCCAGCAGCCAGCACCCACUUCCGUCCAACCGGCGUCUGUGUUCCCGCCGGGAUCCGUGCAGCCACCGGCCAGCCAGCAACCACCGCCCUCCGGAGCAUCGGCUUCGACGGCCCCGCACCAACCACCGAAGCCCAAUGAGCCAUUGAAACCGAACGAAGAGCAGAUCCGAAUGGUGCAGGAUCCGGUGGACAUGGUGCGGAAUCUGGUGCAGAAGGAUCUGCGGAACGCGCUCGUCGAGAUGAACCGCCGCGGCGCCACCCUCGUCCGUCAGAGAGAUGAGGACGGAGAGGUGAGCACGGAGGAGAAGGCGCAGUACAAACGGGCGGCGAACGACUUCCACGCGGUGUGCGACGAGAUCGACCGGACGCUGACGACGGUGCUGGAGACGGCGAAGCAGUUGGGCAAACUGGAGAAGCUGUUCAUGGAUCGCAGCACGAAGGAUCUGAACGCGGAUGUCAUGAUCAAUUGUGUGCAGACUUUUGUGGACAACACGGAAGCGGUGCAAAACAUGUUCGAGAACACGAUCGGAACGGUGACCGACACGAUGGAGAAAGUGAGAAGACGUCAGAGGAAGUGGGAGGAGCAGAAGCAGAAUGAGGAAGAGGAAGAGGAAGAAGGCGAUGGAAACGGCGUCAAAAUGGAGGAAUAA
Caenorhabditis sp. 36 PRJEB53466 is the source of this 1719-nucleotide messenger RNA. NCBI's taxonomy places the organism in Eukaryota, Metazoa, Nematoda, Chromadorea, Rhabditida, Rhabditidae. The record is from the annotation of a GenBank genome assembly.